AUGGAACUGGGAAAUCAACUUUCUGCGGUCCUUCAAAAUCAACUCACACCUGACCAAGAAAGUGCUUUUGAGACUCAUAUUCUAAAUUGCCUUGCUGGUAUGGUCUAUGGUUCCAACAUGAUCGAGCGCGCUGGGAACGGCUCCAAAAUCACUCUUAAUCUCUGCAUGGCAAUCUUCCGCGGCGAAGAAUGUAAUUUGCCUCCUGUGAACAGCGGGAGCGAGCUUUUCUCUUUCAUCUUGAUCAUUGCUAACUAUCAAAAAUAA
Messenger RNA from Penicillium paradoxum, 264 nucleotides. RefSeq lists its product as uncharacterized. NCBI's taxonomy places the organism in Eukaryota, Fungi, Ascomycota, Eurotiomycetes, Eurotiales, Aspergillaceae. The transcript has a single exon. The record is from RefSeq and is a predicted model, not a curated record. Bases 1 to 264 code for a protein of 87 amino acids.